Messenger RNA from Rhinopithecus roxellana (golden snub-nosed monkey), 2640 nucleotides. RefSeq names its product polo like kinase 1 (gene PLK1). The transcript has 10 exons. Gene Ontology annotation, biological process: regulation of cytokinesis; protein phosphorylation; mitotic cell cycle. The record is from RefSeq and is a predicted model, not a curated record. Gene Ontology annotation, cellular component: nucleus; centrosome; cytoplasm. NCBI's taxonomy places the organism in Eukaryota, Metazoa, Chordata, Mammalia, Primates, Cercopithecidae. Bases 528 to 2339 code for a protein of 603 amino acids. Gene Ontology annotation, molecular function: protein serine/threonine kinase activity; protein binding; ATP binding.
UAGUUCAGUUCGGGUGGCUUGCCUGAGAGCUGACGGCAUCGGAGGCGGAUGCUAAGGCUCUCCGAAACGACCUGCUGGCAUGCCAGUUCCCAACUCUUAGAUUGCUUAUAUUCUAGGUGGGGUGGAGGUGGAGGAAGUUUUAAGGAAAAGCUUCCUGGAGGAGGCGCAAGCGAACUGCAGGAGCUUUCCCGGACUCCCGAGAAAGGGAGAAACCCCGAAGGAAUUCCUCCCCUCUCGGGGCUGGGUCUCCGCAUCCACCCCGGGUUUGGUUUCCCAGGCUAUCCCACGUGUUCGGGCGUCCCUGUCAAUCACGUUUUUCCCCGGCUGGGUCCGGGUUUAAAGGCUGCUGCUGCGCAGGGCGCUCCCAUGGUGCCGCGCGGCGGGCGGGUUUGGAUUUUAAAUCCCCGCGGCCAAUCAGUGGCGCGCAGGCUUUUGUAACGUUCCCAGCGCCGCGUUUGAAUUCGGGGAGGAGCGGAGUGGUGCGGAUCCUCUGCUCGGAUCCAGGUCAGCAGAACAGCUCCGGGAGCAUGAGUGCGGCGGCGACUGCAGGGAAGCUGGCACGGGCACCGGCAGACCCUGGGAAAGCCGGGGUCCCCGGAGUUGCAGCUCCUGGAGCUCCGGCGGCGGCUCCACCGGCGAAAGAGAUCCCGGAGGUCCUAGUGGACCCACGCAGCCGGCGGCGCUAUGUGCGGGGCCGCUUUUUGGGCAAGGGUGGGUUUGCCAAGUGCUUCGAGAUCUCGGACGCGGACACCAAGGAGGUGUUCGCGGGCAAGAUUGUGCCUAAAUCUCUGUUGCUCAAGCCGCACCAGAGGGAGAAGAUGUCCAUGGAAAUAUCCAUUCACCGCAGCCUCGCCCACCAGCACGUCGUAGGAUUCCACGGCUUUUUCGAGGACAACGACUUCGUGUUCGUGGUGUUGGAGCUCUGCCGCCGGAGGUCUCUCCUGGAGCUGCACAAGAGGAGGAAAGCCCUGACUGAGCCUGAGGCCCGAUACUACCUAAGGCAAAUUGUGCUUGGCUGUCAGUACCUGCACCGAAACCGAGUUAUUCACCGAGACCUCAAGCUGGGCAACCUUUUCCUGAAUGAAGAUCUGGAGGUGAAAAUAGGGGAUUUUGGACUGGCAACCAAAGUCGAAUAUGACGGGGAGAGGAAGAAGACCCUGUGCGGGACUCCUAAUUACAUAGCUCCCGAGGUGCUGAGCAAGAAAGGGCACAGUUUCGAGGUGGAUGUGUGGUCUAUUGGGUGUAUCAUGUAUACCUUGUUAGUGGGCAAACCACCUUUUGAGACUUCUUGCCUAAAAGAGACCUACCUCCGGAUCAAGAAGAAUGAAUACAGUAUUCCCAAGCACAUCAACCCCGUGGCCGCCUCCCUCAUCCAGAAGAUGCUUCAGACAGAUCCCACUGCCCGCCCAACCAUUAACGAGCUGCUUAAUGACGAGUUCUUUACUUCUGGUUAUAUCCCUGCCCGUCUCCCCAUCACCUGCCUGACCAUUCCACCGAGGUUUUCAAUUGCUCCCAGCAGCCUGGACCCCAGCAACCGGAAGCCCCUCACAGUCCUCAAUAAAGGCUUGGAGAACCCCCUGCCUGAGCGUCCCCGGGAAAAAGAAGAACCAGUGGUUCGAGAGACAGGUGAGGUGGUCGACUGCCACCUCAGUGACAUGCUGCAGCAGCUGCACAGUGUCAAUGCCUCCAAGCCCUCGGAGCGUGGGCUGGUCAGGCAAGAGGAGGCUGAGGAUCCUGCCUGCAUCCCCAUCUUCUGGGUCAGCAAGUGGGUGGAUUAUUCGGACAAGUACGGCCUUGGGUAUCAGCUCUGUGAUAACAGCGUGGGGGUGCUCUUCAAUGACUCAACACGCCUCAUCCUCUACAACGAUGGUGACAGCCUGCAGUACAUAGAGCGUGAUGGCACCGAGUCCUAUCUCACCGUGAGUUCCCAUCCCAACUCCUUGAUGAAGAAGAUCACCCUCCUUAAAUAUUUCCGCAAUUACAUGAGUGAGCAUUUGCUGAAGGCAGGUGCCAACAUCACGCCGCGUGAAGGUGAUGAGCUCGCCCGACUGCCCUACCUGCGGACCUGGUUUCGCACCCGCAGCGCCAUCAUCCUGCACCUCAGCAAUGGCAGCGUGCAGAUCAACUUCUUCCAGGAUCACACCAAGCUCAUCUUGUGCCCACUGAUGGCAGCCGUGACCUACAUCGAUGAGAAGCGGGACUUCCGCACGUACCGCCUGAGUCUCCUGGAGGAGUACGGCUGCUGCAAGGAGCUGGCCAGCCGGCUCCGCUAUGCCCGCACUAUGGUGGACAAGCUGCUGAGCUCACGCUCGGCCAGCAACCGCCUCAAGGCCUCCUAAUAGCCGCCCUCCCCUCCGGACUGGUGCCCUCCUCACUCCCACCUGCAUCUGGGGCCCAUACUGUUUGGCUCCCGCGGUGCCAUGUCUGCAGUGUGCCCCCCAGCCCCGGUGGCUGGGCAGACUGCAUCAUUCUUGCAGGUGGGGGUUGCUGUGUAAGUUAUUUUUGUACAUGUUCGGGUGUGGGUUCUACAGCCUCGUCCCCUCCCCCUCAACCCCACCAUAUGAAUUGUACAGAAUAUUUCUAUUGAGUUCAGAACUGUCCUUUCCUUGGCUUUAUAUACAUUAAACAGAUGUGAAUCUU